AUGAGCUCGAAUGUCCUCGACCCAGCCGCUCUCAUCUCCACCCUUCCCAACCUUCUUCCUACCACAAGGAAGAGACUCGAGUAUCCUCAAGAUGCGCUCGCUGCCAUAAUACACACAACCAUGUUUGCUUUGGGCUUUCGUCUAAUUGGAGUUGACGAGGCCUCUCCAGCUCGCACCAUUUUGAAUAGCGUGCUUCCGGACGAAUGGAAUCAGCAUGCUCCAGGUAAUUAUACUUUUAGAUACAGGCAUGAACAGAGUAGCCUCGAGUUUAUUGUGAAGAUUGUCAAGCUGGGGUCUCGGACUCUCGUCAAUUCAAUCGCCGUCGAGAGCGAUAAAGCGGCCACUCUUGACAUCUCUACAAACGAUUUUGUAUCGCCGUCCUUCUUCCCGCAUGACCUGAGCUCGCCGGAUGCUCAGCCACUCAUACAUGGCUUUAUUUCCUCGAAUCGAGUAGCCGAUCUCAUGUCUCAGUACAAGCUUACAACGGUGCAAAAACUAAUUCCCGGCUUGCGCAAAGAGGGAUACACGGAGCAGUCCGCUGAUCCACCUAUCAGCGCUGGAGGCAGUCAGCCCAGAGCCGAUGUACCCCCUCCUGCGAGACCAACACCUGUUGAGCCGCCGUAUGCGCCCGAUCGCUCCAGGCUAUAUACUCCACCCCGAAAUCCCCUUGAAAUUGGUAGGCGUGACUUGGAUCCUUUCCCUCGCAGUCCAUUUGCGCCGCCUUCGCUUUUCCCUGACAAUGGAGACGAUGGAAUGUUUGUUGGGCCUAACCAUCCUAUAUUUGGUCCUGGGAUGAGGGGCCAGGGACCAGGUGGACGGGGUCCUUGGGGAGGUGAUGGUAUUCUUCCUCCAAUGGGUGCCCCUCCAGGGGCACGGUUCGAUCCCGUUGGUCCAGGUCUAGGGCGCCUGCCUGGCUUUCCUGUUCGACCUCCUCCUGGCCCCGGUAGUGGCGGAGGAACAGCUGGAGGGGGGAAUAUGCACGAUCCUGAUAACGACGAACUUAUGCCUCCUGGAGCGGGUGAUAUGUUUCUCUGA
Fibroporia radiculosa is the source of this 1035-nucleotide messenger RNA. RefSeq lists its product as uncharacterized. Gene Ontology annotation, molecular function: proteasome binding; endopeptidase inhibitor activity. Bases 1 to 1035 code for a protein of 344 amino acids. Gene Ontology annotation, biological process: proteasome-mediated ubiquitin-dependent protein catabolic process. The transcript is spliced from 3 exons. NCBI's taxonomy places the organism in Eukaryota, Fungi, Basidiomycota, Agaricomycetes, Polyporales, Fibroporiaceae. The record is from RefSeq and is a predicted model, not a curated record.